ACUUGAAUGGUCUGUCCUAGAAGGAUGAGGGGAGUGUUGAAUGCCGGGUCUGUGUAGCCUAGCUCGACUUAUCGCGGGGGCUUUUGGCCAAACAAUGAAUUUCUGUCAGAAAAAUUAUAAGUAGUUACAAUAAAGAAAAAAAAGAACAAGGAAAAAGACAGCCGGGAACACUGAGUCGUCGCGACAGAGUAUCUACGCAGGAUGGGCGAGCGGGUGGACACUGCCUUUAAAACCACUGGAUCCGAGUGGCUGCUGCCUGUCAGUGAAUACUUGGGCUUUCCCCUUGAUCAGGUGAAUUUUAUGGUGUGCCAGCUGUUUGCCCUGGCUGCUGCGUUCUGGUUUCGUCUCUACCUCAGUCCUAGCCAUGCCAAUCCAUUGGUCAGGCACGCUGUGGCCAUUCUCCUUGGCAUUGCUUUUCUCAUCUUCUGCUUUGGAUGGUACUCGGCUCACAUCCUGGCAGUGGUGGUAGCAAGCUACUUGAUCAUCAACAAAGCUGACAUCAACAAUGUACAUAGGUAUUCCAUGGUGACGGCUAUGGGCUACUUGACACUGUGCCAAGUGAGCAGAGUCUUUAUCUAUAACUACGGAGUUCUGUCCACGGACUUCUCUGGGCCUCUGAUGAUAGUAACCCAGAAGAUAACCACACUGGCUUUCCAGCUCCAUGACGGUAUGUGCAAGAAAGCUGAACAACUGACCCCAGAGCAGAAGCCUCUGGCUAUAAAUGUAAAGCCUUCUCUUAUCAAGUACCUGAGCUACAAUCUGAACUUCUUGAGUGUAUUGGUGGGACCAUGCAGUAACUAUAAGGAAUACAUAGACUUCAUUGAGGGCAGACACAUCAGCAUGAGGCUUAGGCAGCACCCGGGGAUGUGUAAUGGGCAGAACGGCCACGAUAAGACACCGGAGCCAUCACCUCUGAAUGCUGUCUGUCGAAAGUUGCUGGUCUGCAGCGGGUGUAUGCUGUUCUUCCUCACAGUGACUCGGGCCUUGCCGAUAAAGUACAACGUGGACCCCCACUUUGUCAGCCAAGCCCCCUUCCUCACAAGGCUCACCUACGCUUUCUUCUCCAUUCAAGCAGCAAGGCCCAAAUUCUACUUUGCUUGGACACUGGCUGAUGCAGUCAACAACGCUGCAGGUUAUGGUUUCUUGGGGAUGGAUGGAAAUGGAAAGCCAUCUUGGGACCUAAUGUGCAACCUUAACAUCUUGGGGAUUGAGACCGCCACUAGCUUUAAGACAUUCAUAGACAACUGGAACAUUCGAACAGGCAUUUGGCUCAAAACGGUGUGUUAUGACCGAGCCCCCAAACACAGGUUGGCGUUGACCUUUAUCCUGUCGGCCCUGUGGCACGGGGUUUAUCCAGGGUACUAUUUCACCUUCAUCACUGCCAUCCCCAUCACCAUGGCAGCACGAGCUGUACGUAAGUCAGUUCGCCACUACUUCCUGGGCUUCAGAGGCUUGAAGCUAUGUUACGACCUUUUAACUUGGGCUGCCACCCAGCUGGCCAUCUGCUACACCGUUAUGCCUUUUCUACUUCUUGCAGUAGAGCCCACUUUGGUUUAUUACAGGUCUAUGUACUUCCACAUUCACAUCAUCAGCAUUCUGGCUGUGAUCGCCCUGCAUUGGAAACCCAAAUCCAGUGAACCCUCUGCCACCACCAAAACGUUUUACUCCUCCUCCUCCUCCUCCUGGUCUUCGUGCUGUGCCCAGUGCCAGCCUGUUCACUCUAACAACAAUGGCAAAGUAGACUGAAAAUCCCCACUUAACGCUCUUUUACCAGGCUCUCAUUCAAUGGUGAAUAUCCCUUAAGGGCAUUUAGCCAGCAUACAUGGGAAAGCAUUUAAUUGUGGGACAAUACAGAGUUAGGGAAAAAACUAUGAUGGUACAUAAUGAUGCAGGACUUGAACCUAUGACACUGGAUGUACAUGGGGAGAGCUGCCAUAUGGUAAGAUUAGUACGAAACUGAAUCAGAUUCUAAGAGAACACAUCAAACACAAGAAAAGCAGGCAGACUGAAAAGAAAACCACUAGCUAAGGGAACAUCUCUGGUACCACCAUGACCCCCAGGACACUGGCCUCCUGCCCCCCCCCACAUAUCAACACCAUCUCACAGCCCGCCUGUUCCAACAACAAUGCAGCAACAGUGUGAAGAGAGAAAGGAGCUGACACUUUCUCUCUUGUCCUAUCUCCGAGUCCUGCCCAGUGGUGGAAUUUAAGCCAGCACAGUGGGAGAGCAGCUCAUAAACGGUGCACAAAUACCAGGACGCACACAAACUUAUGCAUUACUAGACAGACACUAGGACACAAGUAUGCACAAUCUCUCUGAGACACGCUCGUACUUGGUCACACUCUGAUGGCACACAAUGGCUGCACUUGUGUGGCCCCAUUCAGCUAGAGCAUUGUGUGUGUGUGUGUGUGUGUGUUGUCAUUAUGAAACAUUUGCAGACUGUGUUGGUAUGGGUGCAAUGAAAUACAAAUUAGCUCUGAAAAACAAUUCAGCUCUCAAACUGUCCAGUAAAACUAUCAAAGAAGCAUUUUAAGGCAGGACGGUAGCUCUUCCAGGUGAGGAGACACUCCUGUAGGACGCUAGAAGGCCUGUAAACAUAGAAGGAACAGCUAGCACAUUUUUAAAGAAAGAAUAGAAGAAUGGAACACUACUGCAACAGCAAGAAUACGAACCUUU
This is a messenger RNA of Etheostoma cragini (Arkansas darter), 2676 nucleotides long. It is a transcript of the gene mboat1, whose product is annotated as membrane bound O-acyltransferase domain containing 1. The record is from RefSeq and is a predicted model, not a curated record. Lineage: Eukaryota; Metazoa; Chordata; Actinopteri; Perciformes; Percidae. Gene Ontology annotation, biological process: lipid modification. Gene Ontology annotation, molecular function: acyltransferase activity. Gene Ontology annotation, cellular component: membrane. The transcript has 13 exons. Bases 202 to 1746 code for a protein of 514 amino acids.